Molecule: messenger RNA, 1564 nt
Organism: Ceratosolen solmsi marchali
Lineage: Eukaryota; Metazoa; Arthropoda; Insecta; Hymenoptera; Agaonidae
Product: protein FAM76A
Exons: 7
Coding region: 342-1328 (328 amino acids)
Cellular component (GO): nuclear speck
Source: RefSeq, a predicted model, not a curated record
AAACGCAUGGAAUUGCUUUCGAAUGGGGAUUUGGGAGUCGAGAAAGUCGCGUCCUCUCCGGUCCGCUCGAGUCUUAAUUUUAGCAAAUCAUGUAAAACGUCGAUUAAUUUUUUCCUUUUGUUGGGCAAAGGAGCUCCUUCGGGAUUUUGUCGAAGCUAUCGGAGUGACGGAGCCGCCACGAUAAAACGCGCGGGGAAAUAACGAGAUUGCCCGACGUAAUUUACUUUGCGUCGGUUCCUCGGUCGAUUCCAAAUUUACGGCGCAAGCGAUCGUCGUUCGACCGUGUUUUUCCAAAAUCCCGGGGACGCGAGUGCUAGCACAGGAGAGCUAAACUUCCAGCGAUGAGCUCCAAUAACUCCCAGCCGCUUUUUGCGUGCUCCAGAUGCUUUUCGAGGCAUCCCUUCGAGGAGCUGUCGUCCGGACAACAACUGUGCAAGGAAUGCAGAGGAACUUUUCCUGUGGUCAAGUGUACAUACUGUAGGUCAGAAUUUCAACAAACUAUGAAAGGUAAUACAAGUACAAUAUGCAAAAAAUGUGAACAAAACGUUAAAGCAUAUGGAAAACCAUCGGCUUGCGAGUACUGCAAUACAAUUGCUGCCUUCAUCGGAAGCAAAUGUCAAAGAUGUACAAAUUCUGAAAAACGUUAUGGUCCACCAGUUACGUGUGAACAAUGCAAGCAAAAAUGUGCCUUUGACAGACACGAUGAAGAUAAAAAAGUCGAUGGCAAACUUUUAUGCUGGUUGUGCACAUUAUCGUAUAAAAGAGCUCUUGCAAGGACGAAACAGUCGGAUGCCGACCGAAAAGCUCACUUGAAAAUGGUUCAACAGCGAGCUGCGAAGCAUAAAGAACAAAAGUUAAAAGGACACAAUAAAAGGCCACACAGAGUAGACGUGACAAAACUUCCACCACAGUCAGAAUCAGGUGACAGUAAUGGCCCGACACCCGUUAAAGCGGCAAGAAUGGCUGGAGUGCAUGAUCCUCAUGAUCCUAAUAUUUCAGAUCACGUAGUUGCCGUCACAUCGCUCAAAGAAAAAAUUUCAAAUCUGCAGAAACAAAUAUCCCAAAAAGAUGGUCAGCUUCUCGCUAAAGAGAAACAAAUAACUGAGUUAAAAGCAAAAAAUUUUACUUCAGAAACUGAGUUGCGUACCAAAAUGAAAACCUCAGAAAAAGAAUAUGAAAAUAAAAUAUCUAGUAUGCAGCACAAAAUUUCUACUUUGUUAAAAGAAGUAGCGUCAUUGUCAAAAAGUACAAAACGAGACAGAUUAUCUGUAACGAAGAGCGAAGCAGGGACCAAUAGUGGAAGUGGAACUGAUAGUCCUGUACCUUGAUAAGGGUAUUCGUUAGCUGCAUCAACUUUACAUACUCGAAUGUCCAAAUCCACUUGACAUAUGUGGUUCAUUACAUAGCAAAUUAUUUCCAAUCAGGAAAAGAAAAAAAAAAUUGUAUUAUUUUUCUAAUUACUAUACAUACGAACCAUUCGUCUCACUGUGCAAAUAGACAAAUUAUUUCUUGCCUAAUUAUAAUAGACAAGAGAUAAAUUGAAAUAAUUUCAUUGCUAAACAUU